CGGCUCUGUAUCGCUCUUCUCUUCUUCAUCCAUCAAUCACAAGUCUCUCAUUCCAGUCACUCCUUAUUCUGUUUGCCUUCGCAAUCUUACAUUCUUUAUCCAAACUUAAAGUCUUUCUUUAACAACCAAACCACCAUCACAAUGAAGUUCACUGGAAUCAUCGCUUCCCUGGCCGUUGCCAGCACUGCCUACUCCGCUGCCAUCCCCUCCUCGCUCGACUCCCUGCCCGUCGGCCAGCUCAACGUGGUGACCGAGAAGGUCUCCGGCGUCCAGACCCUCCUGGGCGGCCUCCUCGGCGGCCUGCCUCUGGUCGGUGACAUCACCCAGAACGCCCAGCUCAAGAACCUCCAGAGCGAGCUGUCUGGCCUUGAGACCACCCUGAAGGGUCUCUCCGGCUCCGUCAGCAAGCGCGACGGCACCGAGCAGGUCACCCAGCUCGCCGAGGGCAUCGUCCAGAAGGCCGAGACCAGCGCCCUGGAGGUCGAGGGCCUGACCAACCUCCUCUCCCAGCUCUCCGGCUCCACCUCCGGUGUCCCUCUCGUCGGCGACCUCCUCGACGUCCAGGGCCUCCUGGGCCUGCUCUAAACGGGCAUCCCACCCGCCUUCUUCCCGACCGAGUGAUAUAAGCGGUGGGGAGCCUCAUACACACGACAUCGAGAAGACGACGACUCUCGCCAGGAUAUGACGCUCAACGCUGCGAUGGU
This is a messenger RNA of Aspergillus campestris IBT 28561, 704 nucleotides long. RefSeq lists its product as uncharacterized. Lineage: Eukaryota; Fungi; Ascomycota; Eurotiomycetes; Eurotiales; Aspergillaceae. The coding region runs from base 142 to 585 and encodes 147 amino acids. The record is from RefSeq and is a predicted model, not a curated record. The transcript has 3 exons.